Aphis gossypii (cotton aphid) is the source of this 4366-nucleotide messenger RNA. Its product is annotated as chitinase-3-like protein 2. The record is from RefSeq and is a predicted model, not a curated record. NCBI's taxonomy places the organism in Eukaryota, Metazoa, Arthropoda, Insecta, Hemiptera, Aphididae. The transcript has 8 exons. Gene Ontology annotation, cellular component: extracellular region. Gene Ontology annotation, biological process: chitin catabolic process; carbohydrate metabolic process. The coding region runs from base 372 to 1793 and encodes 473 amino acids. Gene Ontology annotation, molecular function: chitin binding; chitinase activity.
UCAUAAUUUUAACAACAUUGAUUAUAUCGUAAUAGUUUGUAAAAUAUACUAAAUAAAUACUUUUAACAUUUAUCAUAAUAUCAAAAUGUAUAUUGUAUAAUGUACAUGAAACUUGAAUAUCAAGUGUACGACCGUCGUAACUCGUAAUUAAAAUUCGUCGAAUCGUUUGUCGUCAAUCGUAAUAAUAUUAUGAUUGAAUUUCUUACAAUAUUGUAAUAAUAAUACAAAUUUUAUAAUCUAAUAAAUACUUCUAACACUCCUAACAUUCAACUAGUUGGAGUGGUGGAUGAGAAAGUCUCCGCCAAGGAAAAAUAAUAAUUGAACAUUUAGGUGGUGCUGUUCCUAGUUCCUAUUUAGUUUUUGUGUGAAAAAUGGCUCUUGGACAUUCCGAACCGCAGUAUGAACUGUUAAAUGGAAAAAAGAAAUAUGUUCAACCGAUCAUACACUCAAUGGUAUUAAUUGGGUUGGCUGUUCUUGUGGUUUUUGUAGUAUUUCUGAUGUUCUAUGUAUCCUGGAUGACAUUUGAAGACUCCAAUGAUCAAAAUACACCUAUGGAUUUUGUUCUUUUUGGUCCCCAGAAAUAUACAAGUUCGUAUGUUGCUGCUUAUCGAGCUCAUUCAUUUGCUAUUGCUGCAAAAUCAAACUAUAAAACAUACUGGACUGCUAAGGAUAAAAUCAAUCUCAACAAACGAAUUGAAAAAACAUAUCAUUUGGCCUGUUAUUAUUCUAUACCAAUUGAUAAUACAACUAAAAGUCUUCAUCCUGCUCAAAUUAACGCUACUUUAUGUACUCAUUUAAUUGUAGCAUUUGCACAAGUUCAAAAUAAUAGUGUUUACUUCAAGAGCUCAUUUGAUAUGGAGAUUUUAAGACAAGUGGUAAAAUUACGUGAAAAAAAUCCGAAAUUAAAAGUAUUACUAUCUAUAGUCCAUUUCUCAAAUGGUUCACAUUCAAAUGAAGGUUUUCCUGGUGUUGUUUCAAAUAAAGAUAACUUAGACACAUUUGUCAGUAAUGUAGUAUCAGUAAUCAAUGAUUUUUACUUGGAUGGUAUUGAUAUAGACUGGGAAUUUCCAUCAUGGCCAUUGUUAAAUUUACAAGAAAAAUAUGGAUUUGCUAAGUUAUUGCAAACUUUACGUUAUCGUCUACCAGACUCUCUUUUAACUGCUGCUGUUGCUGCUCCAUUAAAUAUAAUUGAUAAUUCUUAUGAAAUUUAUUCUUUAGCAAGGUUUGUUGACUUUAUUAAUGUUAUGGCUUAUGAUUAUCAUUCAUACCAAUGGUACUUCCCAUUAACUGGGCCAAAUUCACCUUUGUUUUCUUCACGAAAUGAUACUGGAUACUUCCAGGAUUUAAAUAUUAAUUCUUCUAUACAAUAUUGGAUCUCAAAAGGUAUGCCUAAGGAAAAAAUUUUGCUUGGCAUGCCGACAUAUGGUCACUCUUUUAAAUUAAUAAAUGAAGCUAAUAAUGGUUUUAAUUCACCAACUUCUGGUCCUGGUAUUGGCAAGGACGGUUUUAUAACAUUUUCAGAAAUGUGUGAGUUUAAAUCUCAUCAAAACGCAACAACUAUUUUUGACCAUGAUACACGUACCCCAUAUUCGUAUCAUAAAAAUGAUUGGAUAUCUUUUGAUAAUGAAAAUAGUUUAGCAUACAAAGCAGAAUUUGCUGCUUCUUUAGGUUUAGGAGGAGCUAUGGUAUUUUCUUUAAAUACUGAUGAUUAUAGUGGUUCAAGUUUAUGUUCGUCAUCAGUAUUUCCAUUAACUUCUAGAAUAAAAAUAGUAUUAAAUGAUGAUGACUUAUAAUGAAAAUAAUAUUUAAUUAAAUACUAAAUAGUGAAAACAAUUUUAACUUUUUAAUAUUCAAACCCAAUAGUCAAUAUAAAAUAGUAUAUGCAUUUAAAAUACUGUAAUUUUCUCUUGAAAAUAGGGAUUAGAAGCACAUUCAAGCCUCUCCCCUCUAAAUUGUGUCUUUAUUGAUAAUAUACUUAACUAGUUAAAUUACUUACUUCUACUAACUACUUAACUAAAUAAUACAGACUGCAUAAUAAACUACUAAAUAUCAGAACUGUUUAAAAAAAAAACUAACUAACAUUUAUUUUGUUUUAUAACAUCAAUACUAUAAUAUAUUAUACAAAUUUAUAUUAAUUUAAAAUAAAAAAAAUAGUGUAAAGAAAAACAAAAAAAUAAUAUUUUUUGACAUCUUAGUUGUUUUAAAUUCAAUUUUGUUAUAUGUAUUUAAUAUAUAUAUAUGUAUAUAUUUGAUAUUUAUUAUUAAUAAUUAAAAAAAAAAAAUCAAUAAUUCAAUAAUCAAGGAUAAAUCUUAAUAAAGGGAAAACCAUUUGAAUAAUAGCAUAUGAUAACUAUUUGUUAUUAAAUAUAAGAAUUUUAGAUUAAGUAAAAAUAAAAACUUAAAUGGUAUGAAUAAAUUCACAUAAUCUAUCAUGUAAAUACAUUCCAUUUAUAUUAAUGUUAUAAAACAUGUUGAUAUCAACAAAAUGGUUCAUUAUUGAAAGGGACUUAGUUUUUUUUUAAACUUUAAAUUGAAGUUAUAACUUAAGCUUCUACAACUAGAGCUAUUAAAUGGUAAUAUUAAUAAAUAAAAGAGCUAAAAUUAUUUAAUGUUAAAAUAUAUUCUGUAGAAUGCACAAAUUAAAAAAAGUAAUAAUAUAUUAUCCCAGGGCCGGUGCAAGCAAAUUUUUAUAUGUAGGCAAAGAUCAAAAUUGUCGCCUCUUGUUUUAUUAUUUUUUCUUAUAUGCUGCCUCUAUAUAAAUAUAAAUUUCGCCACCGUAAGCUUGUGCCUACAUGGCCUACACCUAUAACCAGCCCUGGAUUAUCCUAAAUAAAAACUAGGUUCUUAGUUUUUGAUAGUAUUUAUUUUUAUUUUUUUUUAUGAAAUCUUAGUAAAUUUAAAAAUACAAAAAAAAAAAAUGUCAAUACUAAUAAUGUAGAAACCUUUAAAUCAAGUAGAUACUUUAUAAUCAAAAUUGUAUUGUUGAAGUGAUGACAUUUAGAUACUUCCAGUUUGUCAAGGCUAAUUAUUAAUUGGAUUUAAUUUUAAUUUUAAAAUAUUAACAUAUUUUAUUAUAAUUUUUUUUUUAAUUUCAUUAAUUUCCUCAAAUUAUUCUGUUUAACAAACUAACUGUUUAAUAACAUAUAUCAUUCCACCAAUCUUUCAAUCUUAAACAUUAAGAUAAGAAUAUGGAAUGUCCGAUAGUCUAACAUAGUAUAAUCUUUAUGUAUCAAGAAAUGCCAUACUCGCAUGUGUUAUUACUUAUUAGGUUUGUUAGUUUUGUCUUACUAAUGUACUACAUAUACAAUUUUACCUUCACAAUCUUUAUUUUGAAGCAAGUUAAGAUAAUUUUCAAAAAGUUCAAUUUUAAAAUAUUUAUAACUUACUUCAUAAAAUAUCAAUACAAACAUUCAAAAUUACUUAGAUAAUUAUCAUACUUUGAAAUUUUAUGAUAGGUUAAUUCACUCUGACAUUAAAAACUACGAACUAGUACAAAGUAAAGUAGAUUUUGUAGAUAAAAAAUGUUGUAUGUUGUAUGUUUGUAAGGUAAGGAUAUCAUAUAUUGGUGUGUUGUCCUUUUUAUUAAUAAUUUUGAAGUAUUUUGUGAUUGUUUAUUUUAUAUCUUUUCCAUUUAUAAUUUAUUAAUGUAAUAUUAAAUAUUAGUUAAUGUAGAUUAUUUAUUUAUUAUAUAUGAUAGACAAUUAAAUAUUAUGAAAACUUAAAUAAUUUAUUUUUCAGAUUAAAUUUAUUAUUAUUAUUUAUAAACUAAAUUAAUAUGUUUACUAUUGUUAAAUAAAUAAUUUAACAUACAUAUAAGUGUUAUUUUUGUUAUUAGUUAAUUGAAGUUAUUGGUUGAAGUGUAAUGGAAUAAUAUAUUAAUAUUUUAAAUUUUUGAAUAAAAAGACUAAAAUUAUAUGUUGGAAAUAUUAAGAAUACCACUUAUACCAAUUCUAUUAAAUUGUUAUUGCAAUUAUAUAUAUUUAUAUUUUUUUAGUUUUUUAUGUAUUAUAUUAUAAUAUAAUUUUAUUAAAUUGUGCUGUAUACUGCAUUUGUAACUUGUAUUAAGUAUUAAUCAUAAUUAAAUAAUGAUAAUGACUUACAAGCUGAAUUUAAUAAUAUUAUUUCAAGAUAUUUGUAUUCCAUAGUGAUAAUAGUAUAGCAAUAUAGUAUUUAGUAAAUCAUUCAGCUUUAGUUUUAAUUAUUUUUAUUAUUAUUGUAAUAUUGUUGUUUAUUUCAUUUAAUCAAACUGUACUUUUGUUAUAAAAUUAUUUUUAAAAAGCGGUCAAGUAAAUUACUGUAAUGAUGUGUAAAAUUGAAAUUCUAUGAUAAUUCAUUGCAUACAAUAAAAGAUUCUAAGUUGAGUAUA